AUGAGUGCUAGUCAUCUUCACAAGCGGAACUUCCCCGAUCUGCAUCAGUCUAUGCAGCACACUUUCAAAGAUGUGCAGUGGGAACCGCGUCACCAAUUCCUCAUGGAUGAGAAAUCAAAAGCCGCCAAAUACUUUCGUGUUCCGAGUAUUAAUGYGACUUGCGUCAAUUGCCGUACAAAGGGUGCAAUAGCCUUCACAUUUCUGCUCGACUUUGACUUACGCCCGCAUCACCACAGGAAUGCAUCCUGUGAUGGGCCGAAGAAGAGGUCUCAGCGGUCAAAGAAAGCAGCAGCAUUCCUGGACAAACACCAUAGACUUCAGUCAAAGGUGGCCGUCAAUAUCGAAGCCGAAAGGAUUGCCAGGCAUCAAGAAGUCCAUGCCGAUCUUCGCAAGCGACAGGAGCCAUUGCCACCCGCAUUUGAAUGGUUGUCCUGCCCGGAGAGUGAUCCUAMCUAUCCUGUGUGCCAUGAUGAGAAGAUCGUAUCUCCAGUGCCCAAGGACUGCUCGAAAGCCCAGAACCUUCUCCUUGACCCUCCUCACAUAGUGGUGGAAGCAUUGAAAUGCACGGGACAGUCUAUCAUCGGGCACCCAUCCUGCUGGCACGACUUCAGUCAGGACGCAAGUCAGUUCAAAGACUUUGCUGAUUACAUUGGUGCUUUCAUCCGGGCCCAUGUCCAUAACUUUGAGAUCAAGGUCGAGGUGACGGAAGACCUCGAUCUACGGCUCCAGCUCGAGAUCCUGACCACGCUAGAAGUAGGCGUAUGGUUCGAUGUGGAUAUAUUUCCUUACGACGUCCUCAACCCCGCACAUAACGUGGCGCACCCUCCUUUUAUAGAUUGCAACUUUGGGUGGUUCGCUGUGAUCGGUGGGACUCCGUCAUUCAGGCAGAAUGUGGGCGGAAAACCGCUUCACGGCGAGAAAAAAGACGAACUCCCUAUAGGCAAGCAAGGUAGAGCGUACAACCAAAAUGGACGCAAUAAGAUGGGCACUGAAGAUGCUAAAAAGCGAGGAACAAGCGCCUUGGGCGGUCUGGGGUUGAUUACGUUUGAUCUCGUGCCGUUGACAUUUUCGUCCAGCUUGAAGGUCUCAACGACACUUAAUAUAACCAGUCCAGGCUUCGAGGUUAAGAUCAGCAAAGGCGCGAUGGUGAUGAGACCAUUACACGACGAUCGCAGCCAGCGUUAUCAAAACAACAUCAAAGUCGAGACCAAGUACCUCAAUGCCGCUUUAGAAAUAGGCGGUGAUUCCCAAAUGGUCCUCAGCCACCGCUUGGGUCCGAGAAUCAAGUUCCAUCUGUUCCCAGUGGCGUCCGUAUCGCCCAUUCCCAUCGGAGGCCCGACUGGUCUGGACUUUAUCAGCAAAGAUAUGCAAAGCUCGGGUCUUGGUUUGGGAGAUCCACUCUCGUUCGGAGUUUUUUUCCAACCUCUUCGCGUAGACUUCAUAGUUUCUGAAGCGCCACCGAACGACAAGGACUGUGCUGCCAAAAAGGGGCCUUUCAACAACGGAGGUCUCAAGUUUGAGGUGGUCUUUCGGUCUGGAAUCGAUGCGUAUGCGCAAAGCUUCGCGUUUCGCAUCGAUACAAGCUACAUCAAGGUCCUCCAACACACCGAUGUGGCCUCGGAAGCCCACAACGGGCUGUGGAUCUCAAAACGCGUCUUAGUCCUCUGCCACGAAUGGUCGACCAAGGGAUCCUUGGCGGAUCAUGUCAAUGCCAUUAUCAAGAAACUUCUUGAUGCAAUGCAAGAGCCCAUUGCAAAGUGGUUCGAUGCACUGGGCCCCAAGUUGAGUGCGGCGCCCUUCAACGGCUCCAACUCAGAGCCUUUCCGAGACUGGAGUAGCCACAAAAACAAUCUGGACUACUUCCAUUGGUAUUCCAGCGUCGUGGGACCCAAUCAACUCCAAGGACUCUGCGAUGAGAUCUGUGAUCCUGAAUCCACGUACUACAUCCCCGAGGGAAUCACCCAAGGCAUUUACGAUGCGUACCAACAAUGGUACCAGGCCAAUGGAGGCAAAGGAAACGUCUCUACUGUGGGAGUAGUGAAUGCUUCGCAGUUGCUCGACGAGGCCUACCAAUACAACUCGAGCACGGUGAUUAUCCCGACUUCAACAAUCUUUACUCCGGCUCCACCCUUCACCGACACGAUGCUCCCACCUGAGUGGCAGUGGUCAUCAGGCACUACGACAUCUGCCGGUUCGCAGCCAUCUUCAAUCUAUCACGACCCAGCACUGUCUCCCGAAUGGCAAGAGCCUGAGUCGACGAUAUCCCCCGCUUCUGGCAAGCCUUUGCAGACGACUUCAAUCUAUCACGACCCAGAACUACCUCCCGAAUGGCAAGAGCCCGAGUCGACAAAAACCUCCGCUUCUAGCAAGCCUCUGCAGACCACUACGUCAGGCAGUAGUUCAACGCCACUAACGGCAACACGUAUUGCCGGCCAUGCCAAGCGAGGCUUCGCCCAGGUUCCCGUUAGUACUGGUGCAGCAUGA
Molecule: messenger RNA, 2484 nt
Organism: Ramularia collo-cygni
Lineage: Eukaryota; Fungi; Ascomycota; Dothideomycetes; Mycosphaerellales; Mycosphaerellaceae
Exons: 9
Coding region: 1-2484 (827 amino acids)
Source: RefSeq, a predicted model, not a curated record